Molecule: messenger RNA, 1102 nt
Organism: Arabidopsis thaliana (thale cress)
Lineage: Eukaryota; Viridiplantae; Streptophyta; Magnoliopsida; Brassicales; Brassicaceae
Product: RING/FYVE/PHD zinc finger superfamily protein
Exons: 5
Coding region: 155-1102 (315 amino acids)
Source: RefSeq, marked reviewed
CUGGGAAAGAAAACGCUCAUCUUUCUCAACACAAGUGAAAUUUCUCCAGUGCUUGCUUGAAUUCUGCAAAUUUGGCGGUCUCCAGCGAGAGAGAGCUAUUCAGUCUUCAAAUUCUCUCCGUUGAGAAAAAAGAGCUGCUAUUUUAUUCGUGUCGAUGAUGGAGCCUCCGAAUUCAAACAGUGUCUGUGAUCGCUUUGUGACUGGGAAUUUAGACCUUGAUAACUGGAUUUGGAUUAUUGAGUACUUUGCCAAAUUCAAAACUGAGCUUUGGAUGUUAAAUGAUGUCUUUGAAUUGGCUCCUAAGCUUCCAGAUUAUUUGGGUGAAUAUACAAAUGAGAUGGUAGCUUUCAGAUGCCUAGCUUCUUUGUUUGAUUCUCAUGUUGUUUCUGUUACUACUACUACUACUACUACCUCAAUGAUCGAGUUUGAUUCCUCUGAGAGCUGUGAAUAUGUACUCCAAUGUAUCUUAGAUGAGAUACCGUUAUCGGAACUGAAACCGGGUGCACCGGGUUUAACGAAGUGGAAUCUUCAACCUUUUAUCAAACACAAGCUUCUUUCUCUACCAAAAUGUGCUUUGGAACUGAUGAUUGAACCAUCAUCAUGUGAGAAUGAUACUCAAGUGUCUCCUUGUAGUGAGGAAGAGACUCUGAGAAGUGAUGGCAAAGAGAAUGACCGAGUUACUCCUCCAAUGGAUGAGCCAGAUCUUACGGGAAGAACAGAAGAGGGAGAGUCAUUUUCUCGUGGGGCUGAUGAGUUGCUCGAUAGAAGAAAUGCCGGAUUUCGAUAUGAAAGCGAAAAUGAUGGUAGUCAUUUGUCAAGUCCUGUAGAGAAAAUAUACAGAUGUGUUAACUGCAAAGAAAGUGGGAAGCUGUUGUUUUGCUCUAGUGAUGGCUGUGAAGUCAUGGUUCAUCAGAAGUGUUUGGAUUCACCACCUUCUUACCAUGAUGCUGGAGACUUUUACUGCUCUCUCUGCGCUUUAACCUGUCCUUCAGCUGAAUAUGUUCAAUUUCAAGAUGAAGUGGCUAAAGCAAAGAGGAAAUUAGUUUCGUUUCUUAGACUAAUGUCAGAGGUUAACAAGAAGAAAUCUAUUGAAGGAACCUGA